UGGCUCGGUUGCUUUACGCGAGGACGGGGUGCUCCGCAGCUGUUGCGCGUCCGACCAACUCCACACUCGUCCUUCUGCUUUCCCUGCAAAAAGUGAGCUGGAGCGGGGCUCUUUUCUUGCUCGCGCCGUUCACACGUUCGCCUCCUCCAUGCAGUAAAUCAGACCCCGCGUCUGGCCGCUAUGCUGCUGCCCGUCUUGGCCGGCCUCGUCUUCUCGGCUUGGGGGGCGGCAGCGGGCGCCCAAGAGACCCCCCCGGGCAGCCGCUUCGUGUGCACCUCGCUGCCGCUGGACGCCGCCAACCCGGGGUGCCCGCUGCCCGCCGUCCCCAUGCAAGGGGGCGGGCUGCCCCCCGAGGAGGAGCUGAAGGCCACCGUGCUGCAGCUGCGGGAAACCAUCUUGCAGCAGAAGGAGACCAUCGGGAACCAGCGGGAGACCAUCCGCGAGCUGAGCGGCAAGCUGGGACGGUGCGAGAGUUCCGACGGCAAAGGCGGCACGUGGAGGAAAGAGUUGGGCAAAAGCAAGGACACCAUGGGCGACUUGCCCCGCGACCCCGGGAAGAUCGUCGACCAGCUCAGCCGCACCAUGCAGGCCCUCAAGGAUCGCUUGGAGAAUCUGGAGCACCAGCUUCGAGGCAAUGUGACUUUUGGAGCCCUGCCCAUGGACCUGAGAGAGAUGCUUCAGGGGAGACUUGGAGAGCUGGAGCGCCAGCUGCUGAGCAAAGUGGCCGAACUGGAGAACGAGAAAUGGUUGCUUCAUAACGAGACAUCCACCCACCGGCAGAGGACAGAAGCAGCCUUGAACGCGCUCCUAGAAAGGGUGUCUGAACUGGAAAGAGGUACCAGCGCCUUUAAAGCACCAGAUGAAUUUAAAGUCUCCCUCCCUCUUCGCACCAACUACUUGUAUGGCAAGAUCAAGAAGACGCUCCCGGAGCUCUAUGCUUUCACUGUUUGCUUAUGGCUGAAAUCCGGCGCAUCCCCUGGAAUUGGGACACCUUUCUCCUACGCCGUUCCAGGACAAACCAACGAAGUGGUGUUGAUUGAGUGGGGGAAUAACCCCAUUGAACUCCUGAUUAAUGACAAGGUUGCCCAGCUUCCCCUCUUCAUUAGUGAUGGAAAGUGGCACCACAUUUGCAUCACGUGGACAACAAGAGACGGGAUGUGGGAGGCAUUCCAGGAUGGAGAGAAACUGGGGACCGGAGAAAAUUUAGCUCCUUGGCAUCCCAUUAAACCCGGAGGGGUUUUGAUCCUUGGGCAGGAACAGGACACAGUUGGAGGCAGGUUUGAUGCAACCCAAGCUUUUGUUGGGGAAAUGAGCCAGUUCAAUAUCUGGGACAGAGUCUUAAAACCGGACGAUAUUAUGAAGAUUGCUAAUUGUUCGAUCAACAUGCCAGGCAACAUCAUUCCAUGGGUCGACAAUAAUGUGGAUGUGUUUGGUGGUGCCACCAAAUGGCCUGUAGAAAGCUGUGAAGAACGUCUGCUUGACUUAUAGCCAUGGCCAUUUCCCAUUGAAGUGCCCUGUUUUUAUUAAGACAAUCUUUGAUGCUCUGAUAUCCCUCUUUGUUUCCUUGUAGAAUAAUAAUAUUAAUAAUUAUGAUUUUAUUUUUUAAAUCCUGCUUAAUUAGCUGCCCCCCCCGCACAAUAUACAGUUCCACACAUAGGGUGUAGUUUUCCAGGGAUGUCUGCAAAAGUCCCCUUGGAAUGAAUCGGAAAUUGGCACAAGUUUGAUGUCUCUGGAUGGCUGAGUCUGCACAUCCAGUGUGCUGAACCCAGACAUGGUGAUUUGUAAAGUAUGUUCUAAGGCUUAAGCCACUAUUAGAACAAAGACAUUCUGGCCUGCUCAACAAACUAUGGCCAGAACAAGUCAUGUUCAAUGUGUGAUCCCAAUCAAUGAGGUUCUUGCAAUGGCCACAUGGGCAGGGAAAUUCUGGGAGAUGAAGUUCACAGAUCUGGAGGCAAUCGAAUUUGGGGCAAGUGGGUUGCUAGCCUGAAUUUCAGGCCAACUCAAACUCUGUGAUUCAAGUGACACUUCCUGCUGGAGGUGUGUUCCAAAGCUCCAGGUUGGUACGAAAAAUUCCCUGGUUGCUUCCUCUGGUUGUGGAGCAAACCUCAGAGGAGUAAAUCCAUACCCUGUGCAAAUCUUUUACUCUUUCUAGCCACACUAUAUCUGCCUUCACCCAAGAAGCUAAGCUGAAAUGGGGUUGGGGUGAUUUGUGCUUCAACAAAUUCUGGGUUGUUGUAGUUGGUCAGUCGUUAAGUCGUGUCCGACUCUCUGUGACCCCACGAACCAUAUCGCGCCAGGCCUUCCUGUCCUUCCCUG
Molecule: messenger RNA, 2316 nt
Organism: Python bivittatus (Burmese python)
Lineage: Eukaryota; Metazoa; Chordata; Lepidosauria; Squamata; Pythonidae
Gene: NPTX2
Product: neuronal pentraxin 2
Source: RefSeq, a predicted model, not a curated record